GAGGUUUCUCGAUGCAACACGUUUGCUCCUGUUUAAAGGUGUGAAUGUCCGAACCAACGACGACACUUAGCAGCUUAGUCAGCCUGGAGCCAGCAGUCUGCCAGGAGUUCAGGACCUCCCUCCCCCCUCUCUGUGCUCCUGUACGAACGUGCGGGCCGACCUUCCCCUCCGGAGGAUCAGCAUGACAAAGCACUGGCCGGAGCAGACCCUCUUUGCACCGCCCGCUCUGUCCCACCUGGGAGAACAUCGCAGUCAUCACCUUGACUUCCACCGAAAUGCGCAGCAGAGUUUCCAGGCCAGGGGUGUAGCGCGGAGCUCCGCAGUGCAACAGUGGCCUCCACACCUGGCUCAGAUGGUUCCCCAGCAAUUGUCGCGCGCGGAGAAACCCACGGCAGGCCACGAACAUCUCGCCAGUGCCACGGCGUUCAUGGACUCGGCCGCGCUGGCGGGGUCGUCCUGCCAGAGUCCUCAAGUUGCCCACUUCACGCAGGAAACUAUUGCCGGGGACUCGUGGAACGGUGAACGGGAGAUUGGUGGUACCAGCGGUGGGAAGAAAAAGAACUACCAGCGGUAUCCAAAACCACCGUACUCGUACCUCGCUAUGAUCGCUAUGGUCAUCCAAAGGACCCCAGAGAAGAAACUGACGUUAUCCGAGAUCCUCAAGGAGAUCAGUACUCUCUUCCCAUUCUUCAAAGGAAACUACAAGGGUUGGCGGGAUUCUGUGCGUCACAACCUCUCCUCUUAUGACUGCUUUGUGAAGGUGCUGAAGGACCCAACGAAGCCUCAGGGCAAAGGCAACUUCUGGGCAGUGGAGUUGAGCCGCGUUCCUCUGGAGCUCCUCAAGAGGCAGAACACGGCGGUUUCGCGCCAGGAUGAGACCAUCUUUGCCCAGGACCUGGCCCCUUAUAUCUUUCAGGGACACCAGCCAGAAUCGGAGCCUCCACCUGCCCCCACCAUGCCCACCAUGUGCUCGAAACCCCCCACCCCGCCGCAGGAGGACUUUUUCCAGCCCAAGCUGGACUCCUCCUUCGCCAUCGACUCUCUGCUGCACAGCCUGCGACAGCCUAGUCCCUCCGGGGUCGUGGACGCGUCCGGCAGGGACGGCUGGGGCAAGGCGGAGCGCCCUCGGCCCUCGCCGCCUCUUCGGGCUCGCUACGCCUCCUCUGCCCGCAGCGCCUCGGCCAGCUCGGCCAGCCCGCCCUCCACCUCCUCGUCCGACGAGGAGUGGAAAGGCACCUCCCUGUCCGGGAAGCGCGUUCCUCUCGACGGGGAAGCCGGGUCGGACGGAUACGAGGACUACAGGGCGCCGCUGCAGAAGUCGGCCCGGCGGGAGAUGGUUGCGCACCCGUGGGAGCUCCCGACCUCCUACGCCAAGUAUGCACCGCCCAAUGCUGUUGCCCCACCCAGCAUGCGGUUCAGCGGAGGGCCCCUGAUGCCGCUGCACGGCGGACUUCCCCUUUACGGCUACGGCAGCUCUCCUGUAGCACCGAGCCACUUCUUGGGGCAUACCUACUGGCCCAUACUCCCAAGCGGACGGGUUUCGGUCCAAGCCCCUCCCCUCAUAAUGGACCUGGACAACAUGUUGCAAUCUGUGCCUCCGAAUAAGAGUGUGUUUGACCUGUUAGUGCCAACCAAUCAUAACUCUCAUCAACACCAUCAACCACCCAGUCAGUACACACUACCAAAUGGCCCUCCCUUAAACCGGUAUUCUCAAUACUGACUUGACUGAAACACUGACUUGUGGCUUCAUACCGCCACUCAAAUCCCACUAUGAUGCAGGACGGGAGGUUGCACACCCACAAAGGAAACCCAUUUCUGCAGCGAGUCCUGCUGAAUCUAAGCUUCACUACCUCCGGCUGAAUGUUUAAUAUGCAAACAGAGCGCUGAACUACAGCGUGUACAAGUGAUGAAAAGACCUUUCUCAUCAAUGUGGAGUAUUAACUGGUUUCAUUGGAAAGAAAGGCACCACAAAGGGCUACAUAAGAUCUACUUCAGGCUUUCAGGGAAAUGCAGUGAGUUACUUGGAUGGCUCCUUGCACUGUCAAUCGCGUUUGCACUGUUUUAUAUAUUGGCAUGAAUUUGCUUUCUCACACAAGUUCUACGUUGUCUUCCACCCGUGAUGACUGAAUGUAUGGUUGGAUUUAAUCUUGAAGUUUACACAUGGGGAAAAUCCAGCAGCAACGAGCUGGGUGGUUGAUACUUUGUUGCUCAUAAUAACUUCCUACGUAUCAAAUGCAAUAUUUUAUUUUUGGUGUAUCCUGCUUUCUAAAAAGAAUAUAGAAUGUUUAGGUGAAUAACAUCAUUUAAAAAAUGUUUCUUUUCUUUGUCAGGGUAUGUCUGUGUGCACAGAGCAAUGUGUACACAUGUUUUAUUUGAGUUUUAGUGUGUUUGUUCAGAUGGUUAAAUAUACAGGACAUGUUGUUUACCUCAAUGUUGGUCUUGUCUUAAAUUUCCGUACGUCCGGACUGUCCCAUGCAGCUACAACAGCAGACUAACCAGCGAGUGAUACUGCAUGUUUGCCCUGUAAAUGUCUCAGGUUUUGUAAUGGGGAAGAAAAAAAAAACUAUCAAAUGCUGCUUGUUGUCAGAUCCACCACCACCAAUUUCUACCUCAGGUUUUAAACGGGCCGAGAAAAGUUUCUUGUGGCCUCUGCACUGUCGGUUGUUUUGCACUAUAUGAUGUCAUUAUUAUUAUGGUCAUCUAACGUAAAAGGCUUGUUAAUAUCUGCGUGUGCCUCGUCAGGUAAAAGUUUUGUUAGUUUUCUACCAUUUGCCUGUGUUUUUUACAGGACUGUGCUGAAGUGUAAACAGCUUUAGGUUUAAGUGUAAAAAUAAGCUUAUGGAGUUGAACAGGGUAUGAAAUAAAAUGUUUGUUUUUAAAUGGGCUGCUCUGUAUUGCAUUUGAAAAGGAGUCAACUAAAAUGGCAGAACAGUUUCUUUUUAUAAUGUGCAUUUGUAAAUCUUGGAUUCCUUAUAAAUGUAUCAUUUCUAUGUUACUUGGUUUUAGUAUGUUUGUUCAGAUGUUUUUUAAGUCCUUGUGUGUCUUUAAAGCUGGGCGGUAAAUCUACGCAACUACAACUCAACGAACAGCUGUCUUUAUUUUACCGUGAAUCUAUAGUUUGUUAAAGGAAAAAAACAGAUUUCUGGGUUCAGUGCAAAAUUAUAGUCCUUCAUUUGUUUUAAUGCUUGUGGCAAAUUAAGAAUGUGGCCGUUUUCGCAUGAGAACCUAUGCUUUGACAUCUAUAUAUUAAACUAGAAUUA
Messenger RNA from Pungitius pungitius (ninespine stickleback), 3260 nucleotides. It is a transcript of the gene foxh1, whose product is annotated as forkhead box H1. Gene Ontology annotation, cellular component: activin responsive factor complex. The transcript has 4 exons. Gene Ontology annotation, biological process: transforming growth factor beta receptor signaling pathway; positive regulation of transcription by RNA polymerase II. NCBI's taxonomy places the organism in Eukaryota, Metazoa, Chordata, Actinopteri, Perciformes, Gasterosteidae. The record is from RefSeq and is a predicted model, not a curated record. Gene Ontology annotation, molecular function: transcription cis-regulatory region binding; DNA-binding transcription activator activity, RNA polymerase II-specific. Bases 182 to 1720 code for a protein of 512 amino acids.